CAGGCUGUGACAUCACAGAGCCCCCACCUCUGUCACAGGAGGGGAGCCAUGAGGCUGUGGCUGUGGGCCUGUCUGCUGGGGCUGGGGGCCAUAGAAACAGCACCCAGCCCGGAGAGGGCCAACACCUUGCCCGGGAGAGCAGAGUCUGUGCUCUUCAUGGACAGACCUGACUUCUUUGAUUACCCAGACUCAGACCAAACCAGGCUCCUGGCCGUGGCCCAGUUUAUUGGAGAAAAACCCAUCAUCUUUGUUAACUCAGGAUCCAAUUCUGAGUUCUUCCAUCGCAUCCUGGUGGGUGCUCUGGUAGUGGCCUUCCUCUUCCUCCUUUUCCAGUUCUGCACACACAUGAGCUUCCAAAAAGGGGCCUAAAGAGCUGGACAAGGGCCUUGGACUCUGCCCUGAGUACCCAAACCUACUCUCCUUCCCUGCUGAUGAAUAAAAGUCUGCUUUUUUCUUCCCUGA
Messenger RNA from Suricata suricatta (meerkat), 462 nucleotides. It is a transcript of the gene FIMP1, whose product is annotated as chromosome 8 C16orf92 homolog. Lineage: Eukaryota; Metazoa; Chordata; Mammalia; Carnivora; Herpestidae. Bases 49 to 369 code for a protein of 106 amino acids. The transcript is spliced from 4 exons. The record is from RefSeq and is a predicted model, not a curated record. Gene Ontology annotation, biological process: fusion of sperm to egg plasma membrane involved in single fertilization.